Molecule: messenger RNA, 1350 nt
Organism: Guillardia theta CCMP2712
Lineage: Eukaryota; Cryptophyceae; Pyrenomonadales; Geminigeraceae
Exons: 2
Coding region: 1-1350 (449 amino acids)
Molecular function (GO): DNA-binding transcription factor activity
Source: RefSeq, a predicted model, not a curated record
AUGGACAAGUGUCCACGCGCCUCCAUGUGGCCUUUGCACAUGAUCAAUGCCCACGAUAGCUUGCAGCAGAUCUACUCGUUCAGGGACAAGCUGCCACAGGCCAGUGGCUGGAUGGCGGAUCACCGAGCUCGCAGCUCGAAAAGCAGCAGGUCCACGGCCUUGCAGGGGAUGACGAGCGAUGCCUGGACGGCAGCCAAGAGCAAGGAGCUGCCUGCUGAGCUCCGAGGGCGGGAACCGCAGAGACAUCCGAGCCAGGCCAUUCAGGACUCGAGCAGGACGAGGCCUCUUCCUGUGUACUCGUACCCGAUCAUACAAGGAGCAGGUCCAUGGGAGUCUUACGAGAACGGAGAACCGAGGGCAUUCACACCCUACCGCCCAGGCACCCUCGGCGGCUCUUCCCCUUCCUCCACCUCCUCUUCCAAGGACAACCGCCUGGUCACCGUGGGUCAGGUGGGAGGAAAGCAGGAGAAAAAGUCGGGCUCGAAGAAGAAGCAGCAGAAGAUGCAGACCAAGGUAGCGCAGCCGACGCAGACUGAGUACGGGGAUAUCGCGAUCUUCCCAAGGAGGAAGGCGGGGCAGUCGGGGAUGGGAAGCAACCGACCACCCGUGGUAGUGACGCGCGAGGUGCUGGAGAGUCACUUCAACAUGCCUCUACUUGCAGUCUGCAAGAAACUGGGACUUUGCGCUACGGUGCUCAAGAAGGUUUGCAGGCAGUUGGGAGUACACAAGUGGCCGUACAAGGAGACGAAGCUGACGGCGAGGAGGCAGGGCAGGCUGCUGUCCAACGGCAUGAUCGCUUCCUCCCCCGUUGACAGGCCAAAGGAGGAGGCAGAGAAGGCCAUCACGCCCAAGAAGGAGGAGCACGCCCCAGCUGUAGGUUCAGCAGCGGUAAGGAAGGAGCUCUACAGCCCGGUUGCCUUGAGACCUGCUGUGCAGCAGAGGCCAGUCAGGACUGUCGUCAAGACGCUGGACUCCGUGGAGCCCAGGCACAGCUGGAGCGAAACUGACAAGGCUCGGGGCAUCUGGAUGAGCUCCCAGCACGAGGACAUGUCGGAGCUCAACGUGGAGCCGGGGGACGCGGACUUGGAGCUCUGGCAGGAGGUGGAGGGAGGAGCGGAGGGGCAGGGUGGAGGGCAGGAGGCGGCCGCCAUGUCCUCGAACGCUGGCGUGCCGGUGAGCGGGGAGGCGAUCGGGGGAGACGCGCAGCUGGAGAUGCUGAUGGGGGACGGAGGAUGCGACGACAUGCGGUGGCUCUUCGCCGAGCCCCCCAGCAGCUGCCUGCCUGACGCCCGGGAGCUGGAAAGUUCCCUACUGGGCCCCUUGCAGGCGUUCCCUACUGAUAGUAACUAG